Molecule: messenger RNA, 14676 nt
Organism: Coregonus sp. 'balchen'
Lineage: Eukaryota; Metazoa; Chordata; Actinopteri; Salmoniformes; Salmonidae
Source: the annotation of a GenBank genome assembly
AUUUACAACUGUAAAGAGAGAACUUCCAGACUGCGAUGAUUCCCCAGCACAUAAUUUGUACAUUGCGCAGUGGUGUGAGGUGCUGGCGAUAUCGAAGUGUUUUGGUAACGGCUUUACGGCUCGAGGCCUUGGACUUUCGAAGCGGGCGCUGUCGGUCUACCUCGGCGCCUGGCACUGUCAGAUCCAUGGAGGAAAUACUGACGAGGGUUGUGGUACGGUUACCUACAUACGAGAUGAGAGAGAAGUCCCCUCCUCCCCCUGAAUCGUACAGUGUGGAAUUCAUGCAUUUCUACAGAAGCCUUGAAAAGGAAGAGAAGUCACAAUUACUGGCAAAGCUGUCAGAAGAUUUUGGUGUGGACCACAAAGGAGUUUCAGAGCUAGCAGGGAUGCUGCUCGACACUCAGUUAAGGGACUUGGCUACAAUAUUGCAAGUAGAGGACAGGUUACGAUACAGUCUGACUCCGCGCUAUAAACAGUUGCUUAAUCACAUAAGCAGGGUUGAGGGGGGAGUGAAGUUUCUGGUGGACCUACGUGCCGAUCUGCUUGAAAUAAUCUCAUCUAAAGGAAGUGACAGUCCUCAUAUUCGGGUAAAGCCAUUGUUUACAAUAUUAUAUGGUGGCCCGCUAAUGUCAAUUCCCGUAGCGCGUUUUGGAAAUAUUUGACAGGUGCAGCCAGGAAUUCUACACAACGGUACACGUGUUUCCGUCCUUGGAAUCGACUUUUUAUUUAUUCUGAGUAUUUGGGAAAUAGAUAACAAUAAAGAUUAACACAAUUGUCUGACUGCACCUGCCCAAAAACUAAAGUUCACUAAAUGGAGGCAGUUCUACUGCCAUAACCAGGCAAGUGUGAUUGAAAAUUGAAGUUCUUCCAAUGGAAAAUAUGGAAUAUAACAUAGAACACGUGACUUGUUUACAAACAAGCUAAUAGAUGACAUGUUGCUAUAUUUAAUGCCAAGAAACAAAACAGAUGUAGGUGCCUUAUACAAUGUACCCAAUGUAUAGUACAUUUAUUUAAAACUUGUGUGUCAAAGGCAAAUCAGGUGCAGGCCUAAUGUACUAUACUAAAUAGAGGUGUUGACAAAGUUGUAUGACAUGGAAGCCCCAUUUGACCUACAUUGGUAUUGGUGUCCCAUUUCAACAGACUGCUAGAGCAGUUAAUCUCUGAUCACUUUUGCCCUAGUGAAGAAACUAGGACUGAUCCAAGCAUUUAAAAAUCAUAUGGGGUAGUUUUAUUUUUAAAGUGUGUCAUUGAGGUCGUUCCAUGUCAUUUCAGCAAGCCAUGACACCCACCAUCUCAGAUUGUUCUGAAAUCGUUUCUGUAGUUAGAAACAGAUAAGAUUAGCAUUCCUGCAUCGUUAUUUUGUUGAAAUAUAGUUUGAUCGCUGAGAAAUUAAGCUAAGUGAUUGCACCAAAAUUGGCAAUUUUAAUUUAUAGGAUUCAUAUAAUAUUUAAUAAAUAUAGUACCCAUCAUCUGAUUUGGGCCAAACUUUUUUCUAACAAUGAGUAAGACAUAAGGAAUCAAAAUAAAUGGUCAAAAGCCACCCACGAAUCUAAGCUUAACAAAAAUAUAAACACAUCAUGUAAAGUGUUGGUCCCAUGUUUCAUGAGCUGAAAUAAAAGAUCCCAGAAAUGUUACAUACGCACAAAAAGCUUAUUCUCUAAAAUGUUGUGCACAAAUUUGUUUACAUCCCUGUUACUGAGCAUUUAUCUUUUGCCAAGAUAGUCCAUCCACCUGACAGGUGUGGUAUAUCAAGAAGCUGAUUAAAUAGCAUGAUCAUUACGCAGGUGCUGGGACAAUAAAAUGCCUCUCUAAAAUCUGCAGUUUUGUCACACAACACAAUGCCACAGAUGUCUCAAGUUUUGAGGAAGCAUGCAAUUGGCAUGCUGACUGCAGGAAUGUCCACCAGAGCUGUUGCCAGAUAAUGGAAUGUUAAUUUCUCUACCAUAAGCCGCGUCCAACGUCGUUUUUAGAUAAUUUCGCAGUACGUCCAACCGGCCUCACAACCGCAGACCACGUGUCACCACGCCAACCCAGGACCUCCACAUCCGGCUUCUUCACCUGCCGGAUCGUCUGAGACCAUCCACCCCGACAGCUGAUGAAACUGUGUGUAUGCACAACCAAAGGAUUUCUGCACAAACUGUCAAAAACCGUCUCAGGGAAGCUCAUCUGCAUGCUGACCUGACUGCAGUUCGGUGUCAUAACCGACUUCAGGGGGCAAAUGCUCACCUUCGAUUAAUCCCGGUUUCAACUGUUCUGGGCAGACAGCGUGUAUGGCGUCGUGUGGGCGAGCGGUUUGCAGAUGUCAAUUUGAAUGCACAGAGAUACCGUGAUGAGAUCCUGAGGCCCAUUAUCGUGCCAUUCAUCCACCGCCAUCACCUCAUGUUUCAGCAUGAUGAUGCACGGCCCUAUGUCACAAGGAUCUGUACACAAUUCCUGGAAGCUGAAAAUGUCCCAGUUCUUCCAUGGCCUGCAUACUCACCAGACAUUUCACCCAUUGAGCAUGUUUGGGAUGCAUUGGAUUGACGUGUACGACAGCGUGUUCCAGUUUCCGCCAAUAUCCAGCAACUUCGCACAGCCAUUGAAGAGGAGGGGGACAACAUUCCACAGGCCACAAUCAACAGCCUGAUCAACUCUAUGUGAAGGAGAUGUGUGGCGCUGCAUGAGGCAAAUGGUUGGCACACCAGAUACUGACUGGUUUUCUGAUCCAUGCCUCUACCUUUUUUUAAGGUACAGUGUCUGUGACCAACAGAUGCAUAUCUGUAUUCCAAGUCUUGUGAAAUCCAUAGAUUAGGUCCUAAUGAAUUUAUUUAAAUUGACUGAUUUCCUUAUAUGAACUGUAACUCAGUAAAAUAUUUGAAAUUGUUGCAUGUUGCGUUUAUAUUUUUGUUCAGUGUAGUUGAUGAUCCCUGGCAUAGGCUAUCUCCCCUCUCUAAACUUUUACCCACUUUAACAGGACAGAAGUGACUAUAUUAUUUAUGUUUGGCUAUCACCUCAGGUGCAUUGAACCUCCUAUAUUUACAUAGAGUUGUUUCAUGGAAAGGUUCCUGGGGGUAAUAUACAGUUGUGGCCAAAUAUAUUGGCACCCUUGCACUUUUCUCAGAAAUUCCCUAUUUAUUCUAAAAAUAUGUUUUCAACAUUGCAGAACCACAUUUAUUUUUGUAAACUGAAGUUGACAAUUUUAAUUUAGAAAAAAAGAUUAAUGGCAUCGACAAAAGUAUUGGCACCCUGGAGCUAGUACUUGGUUGCACAGCCUUUGGCCAAGAUAACUGCAGAUAAACGCUUCUUGUAGCCAUCAAUGAGCUUGCUGCACCUUUCUACUUACAAUUUGUCCCACUUUUCAGCAGCAAACUGCUCUAAUUUUCUAGUCCAUGCCAUUUGCCUUUAUUUUCUCAAUUACAAUUGUAAACUUAAGUUUUCAAAAAUAAAAUUGGUUCUGCAAUGUUGAAAAUCUAAUAACAAGGUGUGGAGACAUUUUUUUUCCAUUUCAACUUAUAUCAGAAGAAAAAGGGAAUUAUUUAAGAAAAGUGCAAGGGCACCAAUAUAUUUGGCCACAACUGUUUGUGCCAGCUGUUUAAAUAUCUAUAGAAUCAGAUUUUUUGCUCCCAUCACUCUCCCAUCCCUUAUUGAGGCAAGUUACCAAGUUGUACCCACAUCAGUCUGUCCGACAAAGGCCUCAUUUCAUAUAGAACAUAUUGUUCCCUUUUCUCCAUCUUGGGUGAUGUGGGACGUGGAGGUGAAAGGGCAUUUGCACUGAAUGUGAACAUUUCUUAAAACUGGACAAUCUAAUUGGUCAUCAAUUGGGAAAUGCUUGACUCAGUUUACUAGCAUCUUCCCGCAGUUAUUAUUUGGCCUCUUAUAUAUUAGUUAACUCACACAGGGAUUUGUUUAUCCAUUUAUGUUCUGCUGCACCAGCUCUUUACCUGUGUUUGAGAAAGAUGCUAAGUAUGAUGUACAGUAUUUCACCCAGAGGAGUUCCUUUAAAAAAGGUGGCACUGUCAAUUCAGUAGGCGAGAAUAGCUGUACUGUACACAAUGUCUCCCUUACUUUGGGGAAAGAAAAUUGGGGUUUAAAUGGAAUAGGUGAGAGUAAAAUAAGAGCCUCUCACCUACAAUGUGUCCGUGGGAGGAAAGAAAGAGGUAUUCAUAAACAUAAUAGUAAUUAAAACCGCAGCGAGUCAAGCAGAAAAGUGAUUAAAAAAAACUAUGAAAUAUCAAAUGGGCCUUAUAAAAGUUCUGAAUUCUCAAGACUGCAAUUACCAAGGUUCUUUAGAAGUGUCACUUUGAAUUCUACAGUAGAUUUGUUUGUUUCUAUCGAUUUUGUAUUUUCUCUCACCGUUUUUUAUUCUUCUUUACCUAUGCACAUAAUUACCUGGGAGGUGAGAGAUUAGGAAAAUAACAGGGAUUCAUAAUAUACUUCUGCUGUGACUUCUGUUUACUGGUCCCUUACAUUUGACAAGUACAUUGGUUGUGGUUUCUCAGAGGCAAUUUUAGCCUAAGUCUGUCACAUGUCAUCUAGGCCUACUGGAGCAAAAGGCACAUAGUGUAGUAGGGGCUGGGAGGCUGUCCUGUUGCACCCUGGAAAUGUUGAAUGCACAAUGGAAUAACUUUGGCUUUGGUUCCUGUUUCAUAUGCAUCACAGUUUCGUUAUGGUUCUCUUUGUGCAUGCAAUACUAGCAACUGUGUCGCAAUGGUGCAAAUUCCAAAUCAAUGUCUUCAAUGGCAUAUACUGUAACACUAAUUUCUAAUUUUACUGGUACAGCGCCAAUGAAAGAAAAUUAAAUUUUCUAUCAAGGAUUAGAAUCUCACAAGCUUUUUUUCAAAGGCUCACAUUAUUGUCACAGCCAUUCAGACUAGAGAAGGGGGGUUAAACAGUUUUAUUUCAAGGUCUUUGAUUCCUCAGCCUCUUCUCUUGCUCUCCCCUCUACUUCCAUGUCACUAAACCUGACUAUUGCGACUCUUCCAUUUCAAAGGUUUUCAUCUGCCGCAAGGUCAAUGAAAUGCAGAUUUGUCCCUGAGUUUUUCUUUUCUUUUGUGUGACUAAGAAUUGGGAGCUUCUUUAAUCCAGAGGCAAGGCGGCAGCUGCGGUUUUAUGUGUCGACAUGGCAUGAUAUCUUAAUGCUUUUUCAGGGUUUUUCAUCAAUCUCAAAAUUAUUUAUUUGCUCCUGUUAUCAGAUUCUAAGUUUGGCUUUUUCUGGUGUGAGUGAUCAAAGACACAUAAACACACACUCUGACACACUUCAAAUGUGCUGUUUUGUAGAAGUUUUUGGCCCUGGGGGAUAUGUGGUUGCCUGGCUACCCAAAAUCCUUGCUCCGGCCAAACGCUACGUCACACCCACGGAUGUUAGUUUCUUCUCCACAAUGAGGUACAGUAUGUAGCGAACAUAGAGCAGCAGAAGAAUUCAGUUGAGUGUAUUUCCAGUGUGAAAUUCAGCUAGAUAAGUAAAUAUGUAAGGGUGGGACAAAACGUAAAAAAACGAAGAAAAAAAAAACGCAACAUGUAAAGUGUUGGUCUCUUGUUUCAUGAGCUGAAAUAAAAUAUCCCAGAAAUUGUUCAUUCGCACAAAAAGCUUAUUUCACUCAAAUUUUGUGCACACAUUUGUUUACAUCCCUGUUCGUGAGCAUUUCUCCUUUGCCAAGAUAAUCCAUCCACCUGACAGGUGUGGCAUAUCAAGAAGCUGAUUAAACAGCAUGAUCAUUAAACAGGUGUACCUUGUGCUGGGGACAAUUAAAGGUCACUCUAAAAUGUGCAGUUUUGUCACAAUGCUACAGAUGUCUCAAGUUUUGAGGGAGCAUACUGUCUGCAGGAAUGUCCACCAGCGCUGUUGCCAGAUAAUUAAAUGUUCAUUUCUCUACCAUAAGCCGCCUCCAACGUUGUUUUAGAGAAUUUGGCACUACGUCCAACCGGCCUCACAACCGCAGACCAUGUGUAACCACGCCAGCCCAGGACCUCCACACCUGGCUUCUUCACCUGCGGGACCGUCUGAGACCAGUCACCCGGACAGCUGAUGAAACUGAAUAUUUCUCUGUAAUAAAGCCCUUUUGUGGGGGAAAACUCAUUUUGAUUGGCUGGGCCUGGCUCCCCAGUGGGUGGGCCUAUGCCCUCCCAGGCAUAGGCCCACCCAUAGGCCCACUCAGUGCCUGCAACCUGGUUCAGGUUGUCAGUCAACCUACCAGGGUAGUUACAAAAGUACAGGAAUGAAAUCAUCAACAUGUAUUGACCACAUCUUUACUAAUGCUGCAGAAAUUUGUUUGAAAGCAGUAUCCAAAUCCAUCAGAUGUAGUGAUCACAAUAUAGUAGCCAUAUCUAGGAAAACCAAAGUUCCAAAGGCUGGGCCUAACAUUGUGUAUAAGAGGUCAUACAAUAAGUUUUGUUGCGAUUCCUAUGUUGUUGAUGUAAAGAAUAUUUGUUGGUCCGUGGUGUGUAAUGAGGAGAAACCAGACGCUGCACUUGACACAUUUAUGAAAUUGCUUAUCCCAGUUACUAAUAAGCAUGCACCCAUUAAGAAAAUGACAGUAAAAACUGUUAAAUCCCUGUGGAUUGAUGAGGAAUUGAAAAAUGGUAUGGUUGAGAGGGAUGUGGCAAAAUAAAUGGCAAAUAGGUCUGGCUGUACGACCGAUUGGCAAACGUACUGCAAAUUGAGAAAUCAUGUGACUAAACUGAAUAAAAAGAAGAAGAAACUACACUAUGAAACAAAGAUAAAUUACAUAAAUAAUUAUAGUAUAAAGCUUUGGAGCACCUUAAAUGAAAUUUGCGGCAAAAAGGCAAACUCUGCUCCAUCAUUCAGUGAAUCAGAUGGCUCAUUCAUCACAAAACAGACUGAUAUUGCCAACUACAUUAAUUACUUUUUCAUUGGCAAGAUUAGCAAACUUAGGCAUGACAUGCCAGCAACAAACGCUGACACUACACAUCCAAGUAUAUCUGACAAAAUUAUGAAAGACAAGCAUUGUAAUUUAAUAGCGGACAAUAUUGGCACUCCUAUUUGCCAUAUCUUCAAUUUAAGCCUAUUAGAAAGUGUGUGCCCUCAGGCCUGGUUAUUCCCCUCCUUACGGAUAGUAAAGCCCCCUUUACUGGCUCAAAUAGCCGACCAAUCAGCCUGUUACCAACUCUUGACCAGAUACAAUGCUAUUUUACAGUAAACACAUUGACAACAGACUUUCAGCACGCUUAUAGGGAAGGAUAUUCAACAAGCACAGCACUUACACAAAUGACUGAUGAUUGGCUGAGAGAAAUCGAUGAUAAAAAGAUUGUGGGGGCUGUUUUGUUAGACUUCUGUGCAGCUUUUGACAUUAUCGAUCAUAGUCUGUUGCUGGAAAAACUUGUGUUAUGGCGUUACACCCCCUGCUAUAUUGUGGAUAAAGAGUUACCUGUCUAACGGAACACAGAGGGUGUAGUGGCGCAGUGGUCUAAGGCACUGCAUUGCAGUGCUAGCUGUGCCACUAGAGAUCCUGGUUCGAAUCCAGGCUCUGUCGUAGCCGGCCGCGACCGGGAGACCCAUGGGGCGGCGCACAAUUGGCCCAGGGUAGGGGAGGGAAUGGCCGGCAGGGAUGUAGCUCAGUAGAGCAUGGCGUUUGCAACACCAGGGUUGUGGGUUUGAUUCCCACGGGGGGCCAGUAUAAAAAAGAAUGUAUGCACUCACUAACUAUUUUAGUGCACAUUAUUAUUGGCAGGUACAGUGUUUGGCUGUUGACUUGCCAGGUGCUGCUGUAGAUGGACAGAAUAGAGUACGUCUAGCCUUAACUCGGUGUGAGUUUAUGCAGGUAUAAUGGUGUGGAUUUGUGUGUUUCCCUCUGAAUGUGUGUACUGUUUGUUUUUUGAGAGAGCCUUUCUCUGCUAUAAUGAAGUCAGAUCCUUGGAGGAGGACUAUACCCUGCUCAUAUGGCAAUGUGUUUAUUGAAGUAGGAGUCCUAUGUCUCCCCAUAUACAGUACUGUAGGCUCCAGAUCCACCUGUGCCAUCGUCACUACCAACAUAUAUAAUAAAAACAAACAAACGCCCAGGAGAACAUACACCGACAAAAAGUAGGCCUUAUAUAGUGUAGUAGAUGAUCAUGGAACUACAGGAUUAUGUGACAGCCAUGCCUUUGAUACCAGCCUGCGAGGGACGCUAGGCUGAAUGUUAUUAAUGCUGCUGUCAGUCACUAGAUCGUGUGAUGACAGUCAGGUCUACUCUGUAAAUUAUACUUAAGUGAACUGAUUGAGCUGUUCACAGUGUUAUUAAGGUGACACUAGUUACAGAUUGAGAAAAAAAGAACACCGUAAGCACUAUGGCAGCUCAUUUUCAGUGUGCUUAAACCAUUUGGAUGACAUUAGUCAGGUGCUGGGACUGGGAGUGUGGUGCUCUGAGGCACUAAUAUGCUUUAAAUUAUCACUUUAAUCAGUAAGCAAAUGUUUUUGUUAAUAGGUAAAUAGAAAUAGCUUAUUUGUGGCAGUUCUGUUUGUGUUUUAGGGUCAGCCACACUGUAGCCGCUACAUCCUGUAUUUGGAUCUUAUUAGUCUCUCUCAUAACUGACUAAUUAUCAAGUAACUGGCCAGAGCACACAGGAGCUUUACCUCUGGGUUCUGAUGUUGCAGGACCUGAAUGGCACUCUGAAGAGUCUGCUGUCGGAGUGGUUCUCUGUGGGUCUGCUGCGUCUGGAGAGGAUCACCUGGCAGUCCCCCUGCGAGAUACUGCAGAAGAUCAGCCAGUAAGAAGCCCCUGUAGUACACACACACACACACACACACACACACACUUAUAGCUCUACAGUAUGCACACACAAACGCUAAACCCAUGUCUGACUGUGUGUAUGUCCUGGCAGGUACGAGGCUGUCCACCCUGUGAGGAACUGGACAGAUAUAAAACGUAGGGUGGGGCCGUACCGUCGCUGCUAUGCCUUCACUCACGCUGCCAUGCCAGGGGAACCACUGGUCGUCCUGCAUGUGGCACUCACAGAGGAUAUCUCUGAUAACAUACAAGUGAGAGGUUUUAUAUGGAAGACCUGGUUUAUUGAAUAUGAGAGAGAAUGCAGAAAUUGAGACGUUUGUUCAGCUGUUAUGUAGAGUCAUUACUGUUCCUCUUUUCAGUACACGAGACCACAAUUUGAUAAUAGACUGGAUGUCUGACUCCAACAAUGUUGUUUCUCUUGUCCCAUAGAGUAUCGUGAGAGAGUUGGCUACCCUGGACAUGGAGGAGGAUGUGAACAAGGUCAAUACAGCAGUGUUCUACUCCAUCUCCUCCACCCAGGCUGGCCUACAGGGGGUGGAGCUGGGGAACGUUCUUAUCAAGAGAGUGGUGCGGGAGCUGCAGGUGGGUGGAGAAUGACAUCACAUCACCACUGUCUCAAUGAGCAGGCUGACAGGGAAAGUCGGACUGGGCCUCCACGUCUGAACACUAUGGAACGUUUCCUGAGUCAAUCAGCUGUUCCGCUGCGUCAUAAUACGUGAUUUAUUAGCCAUCUCCAGGGUCAGAGUCUUUUACACUAUGAAUUCCAUUCUCUCCAGACUUCCACCAACUUCUUAGAACCACAACCACUCACGACACCCCAAGCACUUCUGGCCAUGGCCAAUAAACACAUGGCAGUCAAUCACAACAGUAAUUCAACAUGAGCUGAAGGCUAUUUCAGUGUGGGAAGAGUGGUAAUUAUGAUAAGAUAGACAUUUCUUGUUAUAUAACCUAGACACGCUCUUUUUAACCUAGACAAGCUCUUUUUAACCUAGACAAGAUCAAUUAAACGAAAUACUCUCACAGUCCUUUAUUUCUACCUGCAUGUUAGGUUUGUGUUUGUGGGUAAAGAGCGGAUUGCGGCAGGAUUGAAUGCCCUUCUCCACAUAUCACCCAAGAUAGACAGAGGAAUAUUGACAUUUCAGCGGUCAGACCGAAUCAUGUGGAGAGGAGAGGAGAGGAAAGCACUCCGUGUCAGGGUGCUCCAGCUGUAGCUCUUAUUAAAUGAUUGGAACACUGAAUGGAAAAACAAGAGCCACUCAACUUGAUGGAUUUACAGUGGGGGAAAAAAGUAUUUAGUCAGCCACCAAUUGUGCAAGUUCUCCCACUUAAAAAGAUGAGAGAAGCCUGUAAUUUUCAUCAUAGGUACACGUCAACUAUGACAGACAAAAUGAUAUUUUUUCUCUCCAGAAAAUCACAUUGUAGGAUUUUUUAUGAAUUUAUUUGCAAAUUAUGGUGGAAAAUAAGUAUUUGGUCAAUAACAAAAGUUUCUCAAUACUUUGUUAUAUACCCUUUGUUGGCAAUGACACAGGUCAAACGUUUUCUGUAAGUCUUCACAAGGUUUUCACACACUGUUGCUGGUAUUUUGGCCCAUUCCUCCAUGCAGAUCUCCUCUAGAGCAGUGAUGUUUUGGGGCUGUCACUGGGCAACACGGACUUUCAACUCCCUCCAAAGAUUUUCUAUGGGGUUGAGAUCUGGAGACUGGCUAGGCCACUCCAGGACCUUGAAAUGCUUCUUACGAAGCCACUCCUUCGUUGCCCGGGCGGUGUGUUUGGGAUCAUUGUCAUGCUGAAAGACCCAGCCACGUUCAUCUUCAAUGCCCUUGCUGAUGGAAGGAGGUUUUCACUCAAAAUCUCACGAUACAUGGCCCCAUUCAUUCUUUCCUUUACACGGAUCAGUCGUCCUGGUCCCUUUGCAGAAAAACAGCCCCAGAGCAUGAUGUUUCCACCCCCAUGCUUCACAGUAGGUAUGGUGUUCUUUGGACGCAACUCAGCAUUCUUUGUCCUCCAAACACGACGAGUUGAGUUUUUACCAAAAAGUUCUAUUUUGGUUUCAUCUGACCAAAUACUUAUUUUCCACCAUAAUUUGCAAAUAAAUUCAUUAAAAAUCCUACAAUGUGAUUUUCUGGAAUUUGUUUUCUCAAUUUGUCUGUCAUAGUUGACGUGUACCUAUGAUGAAAAUUACAGACCUCUCUCAUCUUUUUAAGUGGGAGAACUUGCACAAUUGGUGGCUGACUAAAUACUUUUUUCCCCCACUGUACAUAGCUGGGAGGCUUGUCUGAAAGGUUGAAAUGGUCGUAUCCUGCAAUAAUGACAUGCAAAGAAAAUGAUAAUGAAAGCCUUUAUUUAUUGGAAUCUUUAUUUAUAGUAAAUAUGGACUCAAAUGUUUUUCAAGGGAUUUUUUAUGUGAGGGUAGUUGUUAGUCUGGUAGAGUAUAAGCUUGUAGGAUAAGAGUAGGUAGUGUGUGUCUUGUUGAAUUGUACAGUAGCCCUAUUCAAUUGCAUUAGUCCUGGCCUCAGUAUUCUAGCCUCUCCAUUGUUCAAUCUGCACUCUUGACAUUGGUGAAUCGAUCUAUGAAGUUCUAGGGAUGUACAUUGUUCUGUAAGACUUGAACUUUUUAUCUGUAGUCACGAUUCCAUCUGAACUCAGCGGAUAUUGAAUUGAAGCAGAAACAUGAUUUUGUUUUACAAAGCCUUUUCUUGUGACCGAUUAGUUCUGGCUUUAUCCUGAGGUCAUCCUGAUAACCCCUCAUAUCAUUUGGACAAAAAACAAAGAAAGUUGACACUGUGACUGUGUGCAGUACCAUUGCGGUGUUAUGCCCCACAUUAAGGGCAAUAUAACACCUCUACGGCCACUGAGGGACUACUACAAUGGAUGGAUGAUGGGGAGAGAAAGAGAAGGUCACAGUGUGAUUUAGGAAGUAGGGAGGAGGAUCCCGUUGUCUUUCAGCAUUACACUCUAGAGACGUUUCUGUCUCCCUCUCAUUUUGCCUGUACUUCUUUCUCUGUGGAUUGCAUGUCUGCCCUAAGCCUGCUGACCAAGGCUUUACAGUAAAUUGAACUGAUGAAUAGAAAGUGACCUCUUGACAUGGUUAUCCUCAGAUCCACUGACUCGUGUGAUGGAAGUACAGAGGAAUGAAUGAGAAAGAGGGAGAGGGAGGGAGAGAGAGGUAGAAGGAAAGGCCCACUCCAACAUCUGCCUCCAGGGGUUGUCUGACACACUUUGCCUCCUCUGCUGCCUCCUGUGAAUCAACACACCACACAGCUCUGUACCUUAUCAGCCUAGACAAGCAAGAGCCAACAUAACAGAGAGGGAGAGAGAGGGCAGGUAAAAGAAGAAAGAGAGGGCAAGGAAGAGAACUUGUGAAGAAGGGUAAGAAAGGGGGGAGAGAGUGAAACGUAGGCGGCAGGCAGUAUGUGAUGAUGGCAGAGAGGGACUAGGGACCAGAGUCAAGAGCUUGGAAGGUAUUAAAAGUGAGAGAGAAAUGGAGGGCAGGGUAGAGCGAGAGAAUGAGGGGGUCAUCCAUCUCUAUCAAGCCCAAUGGCAGAUAUGUGGAGAUGGAGUUGAUUGGUGCUGUUGCAGUGUGUUGCAGUGGGAAACAAAGCUGUUUGUAUCUGAUAGGUAGUUCAAUGAGCUCAGCUCCUCUGAGAGACACUGGGGUAUUACAUACAUUUUACAUUUGAGUCAUUUAGCAGACACUCUUAUCCAGAGCGACUUACAGUUAGUGAGUGCAUACAUAAAAAAAAUAAAAAUAAAAAUCAUACUGGGUUCAUUAUCAAGUGUUUGGAAAAUGCAUGCCCUUGGACAGUCAAUCAUGGUCAGUUGGGAAUAUGAUCAGGUCCAGAACAUUUAAAUUCGACAGGAUGACAAUUUAUCAUUGAACAUAUAAUAUCCAACCUAUCUUACCCUUUCCUUAAUGUAACUUUUUCAUACCUUUUUCAUGUACUUUUCUCUCCGUAAUACCUCAUUGGUAUUGUUCAUUAACUGGUGUAGACAAAGUCAUUUUAGACUGAGGCGGUCUAUCCUCUCUGUCUAUCUUUUUGCAGAGUGAAUUUCCCCACAUGUCCCAGUUCUCCAGCCUGUCUCCCAUCCCGGGCUUCUCCUCCUGGCUACAGGGCCUGCUCAGCCAGCACCGGAAGGAGGGCCGCAUGGAGCUGCUAACUGACCGUGAGUGGAGGGAGGUGGCAGAUGUCACAAACACAACCCCUGAUACCAACACCCUGGAUGCCCUGCGUAAGCUGAUCAGCACUGGCGAGUGGACCCGCUCCGAACGCCUGGUCCUAGUCCUUGAGCCCGCCCUGAUGCGCCUCUGUGCCUGGUACCUCUACGGAGAGAAGAGGCGCGGCUACACCCUCAACCCUGUGGCCAACUUCCACUUGCAGAACGGCGCCACCAUGUGGAGGCUGAACUGGCAUGCAGACACCAGCCCCCGGGGAGUGGCCAACUCCUGUGGCAUCAUGGUGAACUACAGAUACUUCCUGCAGGAGACCCCUUCCAACAGUGCUGCCUACAUGCACAACAAAGUCAUCACAGCCACAGAGCAGGUGCUGGGCUUGGUCUCACAGUUUCAGAAGAACAGCAAACUCUGAUCUCCAUGGACAUACAUGUACACCCACACACACACUUGGUAUCAAAGAUGCCUGACUUUACGGCUCUGAUCUAAUGUGCCAAAACAAAACACGUUGAAAAACAUUGAGACAAUUUGUGGAACGAUAUUCAUUUAUUUUGUUCUUUUCUUUUUGCAAUCUAGCCCAUGUAGCGCAUGGAUUUUCCUCUCCCUUCCUGGGGUGGGUAUGUGGUGUUAUUAUCUCUGAUAGACUCCCGGUGUUUUAUGGUGUGUGAGACUGCAGCUAAUGAAGCGAGAGACAUUUAUCAGGCCGUGCAAUGUUUCUGCUUGACAAUGUGUGUGAUGCUGUAGCACAGCAAAUAGGCUGCAGAGCUACUGGAAUAAACCAUGUUUUGAUUCUUUCAUUUGGCUGAUCUGUUUAGCUUCAAAGAGGCGUGUGCGUGCGCGUGUGUACGUGCAGAGCCGGGCAGGCUAAAAAGAGAACAGACACCCACAUUGUAUAGAAUUAUGUACAGCAAUACAGUACCAUAUUAUUAUCUCAUUGUCUCGGCCCUGAUUAUCACCCUACAAUCUCUACUAAUCAGUUAAUUACUGAUGAUCAAUUAGGCUAUUCUUUAAUGAGUUGUGCUCGCAAGAGAUUUAACAUUAUGAAUUUAAUUUACAGUAUAUAUAGAGUUGGUCCUUUUCUGCAAAAGGCUAAGUCAUAUUUCACACCAAAAUGUGUUCAGUAGCCAUGGCUGACACCAUAGUCCUUGCAGAGGGUGUUUGAAAAUGUUUGCUACCUGCCACCACUCACUCCCCCUAGAGACAUAUAUCUGAUGUACUGCUACACCAAAGUACUGAACCAAGUGGGACUCAUAUCUGCCCCCACUCUAUUGUUUUGAAAGCCUAUAUCACAGCAAGUUGACUGUGAAAUUACAUUUUAUCUCUCAAAGGAGCCAAACUUUUUUUCAGAGCCAGCCACACAGUGUCCCAGAAACUAAUGAAGUGAGAAAUAAAGUUUAAAUAAAUGGAUAGAUUUAUGGUAUUCACUUUAAAGCCGGGAAGGAAAUCAGUGAACAUAAAAGGACACUGUUUAAAGGAUGCCCUUGAGAAAGCAUUCCUCUCGUGAGACAGAUAGGGAGGGUGGACACCUGUGAGGAGUACAAAGUCCAAAGCUGUCACACCAUUCCACAACCAUGGAUGAGAGUUUCCAUGGAAACAACAAUGACAUGUCCCUACCUUUCCACUAAGCAAAUAAAAUAUUUAUUGGAAAAGUUGUCAAAGAACUGGAGCACUGAGACAAGAGAUAUCACAACAUUGCACUUCCACUUUAUGUCAUUAAUUGUCAGACAAGGGAAAAGAGCUAUAGAGCAUGUACAUGUGCUUGAAUUGAUUUGAUGUGUGAAUAAACAUGUCAGUUGUGUUAAUG